Cheilinus undulatus (humphead wrasse) is the source of this 1685-nucleotide messenger RNA. RefSeq names its product protein phosphatase 6, catalytic subunit (gene ppp6c). Gene Ontology annotation, molecular function: protein serine/threonine phosphatase activity. Gene Ontology annotation, cellular component: cytoplasm. Bases 65 to 982 code for a protein of 305 amino acids. NCBI's taxonomy places the organism in Eukaryota, Metazoa, Chordata, Actinopteri, Labriformes, Labridae. The record is from RefSeq and is a predicted model, not a curated record. Gene Ontology annotation, biological process: peptidyl-serine dephosphorylation; G1/S transition of mitotic cell cycle. The transcript is spliced from 7 exons.
GUAAAAGAACUAGCCUGCUUGCUAACUCCGUUAGCAUCCUCCUGCUGUCUGUAGUCUUGUAAUAAUGGCGCCUUUAGACCUUGAUAAGUACGUAGAAAUAGCCAGACACUGCAAAUAUCUCCCGGAGAAUGACCUAAAGAGACUGUGUGAUUAUGUUUGUGAUUUACUGCUGGAAGAAUCAAACGUUCAACCGGUUUCAACUCCUGUUACUGUGUGUGGAGAUAUUCAUGGUCAGUUUUAUGAUCUUUGUGAGCUCUUCAGGACUGGAGGUCAGGUCCCAGACACAAAUUACAUUUUCAUGGGAGACUUUGUAGACCGGGGGUAUUAUAGUUUGGAGACUUUUACUCACCUGCUCGCUUUAAAGGCAAAGUGGCCCGAUCGUAUCACGCUUCUACGUGGAAACCACGAAAGCAGACAGAUAACACAGGUGUACGGCUUUUAUGAUGAGUGCCAAACAAAAUAUGGAAACGCCAAUGCCUGGCGAUACUGCACCAAGGUGUUUGACAUGCUGACUGUGGCUGCUUUGAUAGAUGAGCAGGUUCUUUGUGUUCAUGGUGGACUUUCCCCCGACAUCAAGACUUUGGAUCAGAUCCGCACCAUUGAGCGAAACCAGGAGAUUCCUCACAAAGGGGCCUUCUGUGAUCUGGUCUGGUCUGAUCCUGAGGAUGUAGACACCUGGGCCAUCAGCCCCCGAGGAGCGGGAUGGCUGUUUGGCUCCAAGGUUACUAAUGAGUUCGUCCACAUCAACAACCUGAAGCUCAUCUGCCGCGCCCACCAGCUCGUCCACGAAGGCUACAAGUUCAUGUUCGACGAGAAGCUGGUGACCGUGUGGUCGGCGCCAAACUACUGCUACCGCUGCGGGAACAUCGCGUCCAUCAUGGUCUUCAAGGACGUCAACAGACGAGAGCCAAAGCUGUUUCGAGCCGUCCCUGACUCUGAGCGCGUCAUACCUCCGAGAACGACCACGCCUUACUUCCUCUAAGAACCAGACGGCUCUCUUUCUCCUCUGGAGGUCUCAGAGUUAUUUAUAUGCAACAUAUUUUAAUAGAUUUAUGGGAGGACGUCCCAUCCAGGUGACAAACGGUUUCCUCCACUAUAUUUGUUCUGUCAUGAUUAAAAACUGCUCUUCCUCCCCCGUUAAGAAAAAGAUUCUUAAAUCUGUCUUCAUAUUUUAUCAAAAGGAACACGUUGCAUUUUGAUGUUAUGUAUCCCCGUGAGGGAAAAACUUUAAUUCUGGUGGUAGCUGGGCGAUAAUCCACACAAAGAUAGACUGAUGUACAUUUCCUUUAGUUUUAUGGUAGCAGUUAAAGCUCAUGGUUGCCUUUUGAUGACUUCUCCUGGGACAAACAGCUGCUGAGCCAUCCUACAGCUCUCUGCCUUAACUGCUGGUUUCAUUGAUUUUUACACCUCAUUCCUAAUUUAUUGUUUUUAAAAGUGUCUUCUUUUUCUGCUGACAUGAUGUAUUUUUAUGACGGAUGCCGGUCUUAAACUGGCUUCUUUCUCUGGUUCCAUAUUGUGAUGAACUGAUGCUGUUGAAGAAGCAAUAUCACUGAACUGUAGACACACUUUUACAAUAUUAGUGCAUUUUUAUUUGAAUUACUUGGCUCAGUUGUAUUUGUAUCAGAGAAUUGUUCUAUCUGAGGUUCCUCUGUUUUGUAAUUUCAAUAAAACAUUCAUGAAUCCUU